AUGUCUGAGCUGCCUGCUUUCCACCGUACAUCCCUCCUAUUGCUUUGCAUUCUGGGUAUGACCUUGGUGACAUCUGGCUUCCCUCAGGCUCGACUACCUCUCAGUAGUCCUGAUGAUUCAGAGGAGCAUACGCGAGACGACUGGGGUGUUGUCUUUCCCUCAAUCUCUCUACGUGAUUGGAGCAUUCAAAUGAUGUCGGCACCUAGCCUAGGAGCGGCAGCCAAUAGCAAGACAGGACUGAUGAGAGAGGCUUGGCUCUUUUCCCCAGAGAGUGCAGAGGCAAGCGUGGAGAGGGUGUGGCCCGCUGAGUGGUCCUCUCAGGAUGCGGGCAUGGUGAAGAGGAACAUGGUGGUGGCCGACGACGCCGCUUUCAGAGAGAAGAGUAAGCUGCUCACCUCCAUGGAGAGACAGAAGUGGCUCAACUCCUACAUGCAGAAGUUACUGGUGGUUAAAUCGUCAUGA
Messenger RNA from Scomber japonicus (chub mackerel), 462 nucleotides. It is a transcript of the gene pth2, whose product is annotated as parathyroid hormone 2. The coding region runs from base 1 to 462 and encodes 153 amino acids. The transcript is spliced from 3 exons. NCBI's taxonomy places the organism in Eukaryota, Metazoa, Chordata, Actinopteri, Scombriformes, Scombridae. Gene Ontology annotation, biological process: neuropeptide signaling pathway. Gene Ontology annotation, cellular component: extracellular region. The record is from RefSeq and is a predicted model, not a curated record.